GGGACUGGGCGAAACUUGGGAAUGCUCUCCUUUGGCUAAAUGUUUGUUGUUAAUUUGAAAGGCUUUGUGAGAAACAAGACAAGACCCCGGACAGAUCUGCUUGCUAUGGUGGAUUUUUUUAUCAACCUUUUUGUCCCGGUCAAGGUGUCGUGUCUUUGCUAUCGAUGAAACAAAAGGGCAUGGAAGGAUUUUCUUUGAAAGGAAAUACCUGUGUCAUUUGAAGUAUUAAGCAACAACAACCCUAAAUCAAACUGAGAGAAGAGCUGGAGCCAUGGGGGAGAGUAUACCUGGAGGAAUAGUUGCUGCUGCAAAGAACCGUCUGCAGGUGGUGAAGGGCUUGGAGGAUGUAGAGGUGUGUGAAUGUGAAAGCUGUCCCUUUGAGGUGACCCUGAACCUGUCCUACAUCGAGGGUGUGUGGACCAGAGAUGGGAUGCAGCUGAAGUCCAAGCCUAACUGCCGAAUCAGCACACACGGGAAGAAACACUCGCUCAUACUGAAGAGGGUGGCUCUGGCAGACGCAGGCCUGUUCUCUUUUGAGGCCAACGGCAUUCAGACCUUAGGCAGACUUACUGUCAGAGCAAGGGACAUCCACAUAGUGAAGGAGCUGGAGGAUGUCGACACAGUGGAGCGUCAGCCUGUGAACUUCCUGUGUGAGGUCAACCAGGUAGACUUGGAUGGUCGGUGGUACAGAGAUGACUGCCGAAUUCGACCUGGGGACAACAUCAAAAUAAGACAUCAGGGUGAAUCUCACACCCUGAUGUUCAAGUCAGUCAGGCCAGCGCAUGCCGGAGAGAUCAGAUUCACUGCAGAGCGUGUCUCAUCCUAUGCAACUCUCACAGUACAAGAGCUCCCAGUCCAAAUACUGCGUCCUCUGAGGGUCAAGAUAGCCAUGUAUCACCACAGAGGUCUGCUUGAGUGCCAGGUGUCACGGCCCAAUGCUCAGGUCAGGUGGUACAAGAACAGGAAGGAACUCCUGCCCAGUAAGAAGUACCAGCUGAUCAGCCAGGAUGUCUACAGGCAGCUCACCAUUGACAACGUCUGCUCCUCAGAUGAGGACACCUACACCUGUGAUGCAGGAGAUGACGAGACCUCCUGUCAGCUUCUUGUGGAGGAGCAGGCUAUCAAAAUAGUGCGGGGAAUGAGCUCAGUGGAGGUGAUGGAGCCGGAGCCAGCUCUGUUCCAAGUGGAGACCAGCCUGAAAUCAGGAAGGCCCCCACGCUGGACCCUGAAUGGUGAAGUGUUGGAACCCAGUGGAGCAGUGAACAUUGACAGGGAAGGCACCCUCCACAGCCUCCUGCUCACCUCCACAGAAAGCUCCAUGUCUGGCCCUGUGCUCUUUGUAGCUGGCAAGAGUCGUUCCACUGCUCAGCUUGUUGUCAAGGAGCGUCAACUUCAGGUUACCCAACACUUGGACAAUGUAGAGGUGAAGGAGAACAGCUCAGUGACUCUGAGCUGUAGGUUCGCUCCCUCUCCCAGGGUGGUGCGUUGGUUUAAAGGUCGCACAGCUCUGAAGACCUCCAACAAGUACAGCAUGAGGAGAGAAGGGAAGCGAGCAGAGCUGACCAUUCAUGGCUUGACAGGGAUGGAUGCAGGACAGUACCGCUGUGUGGCAGGAGGUUCACAGAGUACAGCACAUGUUAAUGUAGAAGUAAAAACCCUGAAGUUGGUGAAACACCUUGAACCCGUGGAAAUUGAGGAGGAUGGCAUUGCCACAUUCUCAUGUGAGCUCAACUAUGUGGUAGCCAACGUCGAGUGGCUGGUCAACAACAUUCGCCUCUAUUCUAACGCAAUAAACCGGAUCCAGCACAUGGGCACUAUGCACAGCCUCAUAAUCAAGAAGCUGCGGCCACAGCACAGCAGGGUCACCUUCAAAGCAGGCCUUCUCUCUGAGACAACCACCUUAAAUGUCAAAGAGCGCCCAGUGGUGUUCCUGAGGUCUUUGGAGGAUGUAUCAGGAGAGGAGCAAGGAGAAGUGUGUCUGCAGUGUGAAAUUUCAAAAGAGACUGUGACCCCUGUUUGGAGGAAGGAUGAUAUGGUCCUGACUGCGGAUGAUAAACAUGAAUUACUCCAGUUUGGGAAAUCCAUGGCGCUGAUAAUUCAUUCCCUGAGCAAGGAUGAUGCUGGACAGUACACCUGUGAUUUGGGCACCAGCCAGACUAAGGCGAAAGUAACUGUACAUGACUUACACAUCACGAUAAUUCAGCGUAUGAAGACAACAUCUGUCCUGGAGGGUGAAAGCUGUACUUUUGACUGUCAACUCUCUCAUGAUCUCGAUGAUGAGCCUUCCUGGGUCAUCAAUGGCGAGGCGGUGGUCACAAAUAGCCGUAUCCAGGUUAUCAACAAUGGCCGCAAGUAUCGGUUGUCCAUAAGAGAUGCUGUUUUGACUGACGCUGGAGACGUGAUCUUCACCUUGAAAGAUCUUAGCUGUAGGACUAUGCUCUUUGUCAAAGAGAAGCCGGUACAUAUCUUCAGGGAACUGUUGAAUGUCAAGGCGGUGCCGGGCGAAGAUGCAGAGCUGAGCUGUGAGAUCACCAAACCAGAUGUUACGAUCCGUUGGCUGAAAAACGGCCAUUUGAUCAGGCAGAGUCCUAAGUAUGAGAUAAGUGUGGAGAAAAACCUGGCACGAUUGUUGAUCAAGAACACCACAAUCAGAGACUCUGGAGAGUACUGCUGUGAGGCUGAAGGUGUGGCUUCACGAGCAAAGCUGGAGGUCAGAGACCUCCAGCACACAUUUGCGCGGGAGUUAAGGGAAACACAAGCAGAGGAAAAGGGUAAAGUGACCCUCGAGUGUGAGACUAGGCGGCCAGCCAAACGCGUGACCUGGCUGAAGGGCAUGGUGGAGCUGAGGUCUGGGAGGAAGUAUGUCAUCAGGCAAAAAGGGGUCCUGCUGUCCCUGACCAUCACCUGCCUGGAGAAAUCAGACACAGACAUUUACAUAUGUGAUGUUGGCACCAUGCAAAGCCGGGCACAGCUCACAGUGCAGGGGCAGAAGGUGUUGAUCUUGGAUGAGCUGGAGGAUGUUGAGUGCCUAGAGGCCGACACUGUCACAUUCAGGUGUCGAAUUUGUCCAAGUGACUACAUUGGGAUAAAGUGGUACCUGGACGAGACCCUGUUGUACACCAAUGAGCUCAAUGAGAUCCAGAUGCUGCCUGGAGGCUACCACAGCCUCACAUUUAGACAGCUUGCACGCAAAGACACCGGCACUAUUUCGUUUGCUGCAGGGGACAAGAGAUCGUAUGCUUCGCUGCUGGUUCGAGAGAGGCGUCCCACCAUCAUUAAAGCACUGGAAGACUGUGAAGCUAUUGAAGGAGGUGGUUUGGUUUUGUCUUGUGUGACCUCCAAGCCGUGUCACAUCCUGUGGUACAAAGAUGGCUGUCUGAUGUGGAAUUCCUCCAGGUAUUUUGCCACUCGUUCUGGCUGCGAGGCCCGACUGACGAUUCGGGAGGUCUGCAAUAAUGAUGCUGGAGUGUAUGAGUGCAGUGCAGGCUCUGUUACAACCAGGGCUGUUGUAACUGUCAAAGCCAUCCCAGCAGAGUUCACCCAGCCUCUAAAGGCCGUGGAUUCCCAAGAGGGGGAGACAGUGACACUGACUUGUGAAUACUCUCUGCCUGGGGUGCAGUACCACUGGUGGAGAGGUUUUGAGAGCAUCAGGGCUGGAGACAAGUUCAUGAUGAAACAGAGAAAGACCAUAAAUUCCCUAACAAUCAAAGCUGUGAAGCCUGUGGACUCAGGAGAAUAUUCUUGUCAGUGCAGGGAUCACCGCACAACAGCAAGCCUCAAAGUACACGCUGUUCCCAUUACAUUCAUACAGCUUUUGAAGAACAUGCAAGCAGAGGAGGGAGUCAAUGUCAUAUUGCGCUGUGAACUGUCCAAACCUGGACUUCCAGUAGAAUGGAGGAAGGGACAAGAGCUGUUGAAGAAUGGGGUAAAGCACCAGAUAAAGAAAAGAGAGACCACCCAGGAGCUUCUGAUAUGGAAGCCUUUGCCUGAGGACAGUGGGAUCUACAGCUGUGUGUGUGCUGAUCAGAUGACAUCUUCCACUGUCAAGAUCACUGCUCUUCCAGUCACCUUCAAGCAGAAGCUGAGGAACAUGCAAAUUGAGGAGGGCAACACAGCGACUUUACGCUGCGAGCUGUCCAAACCUGGUCAAAGUGUGGAGUGGAGGAAGUCAGGGAAUGAACUAAUAAGAAAUGGAGAAAAAUAUCAACUGAGGCAGAGAGACAUGCUGAUCGAACUGAGGAUCUAUGAUGUGACACUUGAGGACAGCGAUAUCUACACAUGCAUCUGUGAAAACAUAGAGACCACUGCAACACUGACUGUAAAUGCUCUUCCCAUCACUUUCAAGCAAAAGCUGAAGAACCUCCAAGUGGAAGAGGGCCACAACAUCACAUUGUAUUGUGAGGUUUCUAAACCUGGUGUCCCAGUUGAGUGGAGGCUUGGAGGAGAUCUGUUGGAGAAUGGAGAGAAGUACCAGAUUAAGCAGAGGGACACCAACCUGGAAUUGAUCAUCAGAGAUGCUGAUCCAGAGAAUAGUGGAGUCUACACCUGUGUGUGCAGAGAGCAGAGGACUAAGGCAACCAUUAAAGUUAUUUCGGUUCCUGCCACAUUUAAAGUUAACCUGAAGAGCCAGGAAGCUGAGGAGGGGAAGAGUGUGACAUUACACUGUGAGCUGUCAAAGAAGGGAGUCCCAGUUCAGUGGCAGAGAGCUGGUCAGUUGCUGACUGAAGAGAUAUUUCGAGAAAAAUACAAGAUGGAGCAAGCAGGAAAGACAGCUCAGAUGACCAUUUUCAAUUUGCAACCCGAGGAUGCUGGGAAAUAUGGCUGUGUCACAGGAGAUGAGAAAACCACAGCUGAAGUCAAAGUGAAACCACUUCCUGUGUCAUUCAAACGAGAGAUCCAGAGCAUGGAGGUGAAGGAAGGAGACAAUGGAGUUUUCAUCUGUGAGCUCUCCAAACCUGGAGCUCCAGUGGACUGGAGGAAAGGCAGAGCGAUCCUUAAGCCUGGAGAGAAGUAUGAGAUGAAGCAGGAGGGACGUCUCACUAAACUGAUCAUCAACAAUGUAGAGGAGAGUGAUGCUGGCAAAUAUAGCUGCAAGACAAGAGACAGCCAAUCAACUGCUGAGCUCACUGUACAAGAAUCAGCUGAGCGCAGACGUCAACGAGGUUUACCGCCAAGUUUUAAGUUGCCACUAAUCGACCAGGAGGUGACUGAGGGCAACAGCGUGUUCCUGCACUGUGAGCUCGACAAACCUGCCCUCGCAGUGGAGUGGAGGAGAGGUACAGAGCUGCUGAGAAAUGGAGACAAAUACCAGAUGAGGAAAAAGGACCUGCUGGUGGAAAUGAAGAUAUCAGAGCUCAGUCUGGACGACACUGGAGAUUAUACCUGUAUAUGUGGAGAUCAAAGGACCAAAGCUGUGGUCAAAGUAAAUGAGCGACCAAUCAGAUUUCUUCAGGAACUGAAGAAUAUUCAGGUGCAGGAAGGCAAUGGAGUGGCACUCUGCUGUGAGCUCUCCAAACCCGGCAUUCCAGUUCAGUGGAAGAAAGGAGACAAAGUGCUGACCAAUGGAGAGAAAUACCAGAUGAAACAGGGCGGCUUCACCCUGGAGCUCCUCAUCAGAAAAAGCCAGCCUGAGGACAGUGGCACAUACAGCUGUGUUUGUGAUGACAUAAGGACCACUGCCACUAUCAUCAUCACCACAAUCCCUGUAACUUUCAAGCAAAAGUUGAAGAACCAGGAAGCUGUGGAGGAGGGCAGUGUCACACUUCGCUGUGAGCUUUCUAAACCAGGAAUCACAGUGGAGUGGAGGAAAGCUGCUCAACUUCUGAAUGAGGGAGAAAAAUACCAGAUGAAGCAGGAGGGCAGGAUGGCUGAGAUGCUGAUCAGGAAUUUAAGUCUUAAAGAUGCUGGGGAGUUCAGCUGUUUUGUUGGCUCUGUUGUGACGUCAGCUGACAUCAGAGUAAGAGCAAUUCCUGUAACAUUUAAAAAAGAUGUGGAGAAUUUGGAGGUGAAGGAAGGCGACAGUGGAGUUUUCUGCUGUGAGCUCUCCAAACCUGGAGCUCCAGUGGACUGGAGGAAAGGCAGAGUGGUCCUCAAACCCGGAUACAAAUAUGAGAUGAAGCAGGAGGGGCGUCUCACUAAACUGAUCAUUAACAACGUAGAGGAAAGUGAUGCUGGGAAAUAUACCUGCAAGACUGAUGACAGCCAAUCAUCUGCUGAGCUCACUGUCAAAGCUCCUCCCAUCACAUUCAAGACAAAGUUAAAGAGCCAGCAGGUGGAGGAGGAGAACAGCGUGACCAUGAGCUGCGAGCUGUCGAAGCCUGGCCUUUCUGUAGAGUGGCGGAAAGGACAAGAGCCACUGAAGAAUAAUUUCAAGUACCAGAUUAAAAAUCGAAAUUGCAUAAUGGAGCUUACCAUCAAAAACUCACAGCUUGAGGACAGCGGACUUUACAGCUGUAACUAUGGUGAUGUCAAGACCACAGCCAACAUCACCAUUACACCUAUCCCCCUCACCUUUAAAAUGGGUCUGAAGAACCAGGAGGCCCCUGAGGGAGGCAACGUGUCCCUUCGCUGUGAGCUGUCGAGGGCCGGGGUGCCUGUGCAGUGGUGGAAGGCGGAGGACCAGCUUUAUCACGGGGGAAGAUAUCAGAUGACGCAGAAAGGGAAUAUAGCUGAGAUGCACAUCAAAAACAUCCAGCCCGAGGAUGUCGGGGAGUACAGCUGUGUCCUGGGAGAGCAGAAGACAACGGCUGAAGUCAACGUGAGAGCGGCAGCAUCGGUGUUCUUUGAGAAGGAAUUGGAAAACCAAGCGGUGAUGGAAGGGAAAUCUGUGUUGCUGUCUUGUGAAGUUUCCAGUGCUAAUGUUCCUGUCACUUGGAAGAAGGAUAACACAACGAUAGAGGAAGGAGGGAGAUACAUUUUAAAGAAGAAAGGCCCAACACACACUCUGGAGAUCAAGAAACUGUGUCUGGAGGACGCUGGAGAGUACUGCUGUAUCAGCAGAGGCAAGAAGACAACUUCCAAGCUGAUAGUGAGGGAGCGCGUGCGGAUUGUUACGCUGCUCCACGACAUAACAGUGACGGCGGGUGAGGAUGCAACAUUUGUGUGUGAGCUGAGCCACGCAGAUGUGAGUGAGGGCGUCUGGUGGCUAGGCUCCAGCCCUCUCCAGAAGAACGAGAUGAACCAGAUGACCUGCCAGGGUCGUCAGCAUCGACUGGUCCUCACCAUGACAACGCCUGAGGAGACUGGCACCGUGGCUUUUGUGAUUGGGGAAGAGAGGACCUCUGCAAGUUUGCUAGUUCUACUUAGGCCUAAAGUCUUAUUUGAGGAGAAGCCUCAAGAUGUUGUGAUCAUGGAAGGAGAAACAGCCACUUUGUCCUGCAAGACCUCUGAUUUAACCUCCCUGGUUACCUGGAGGCGCAACCACAUCCCCCUCCGACAUGGUGAUAAAUAUGAACUACGUAAGGAGGGAAACAUUAACCUACUACUAAUCCAUGAUGUGGAUCCCCUGGAUACUGGCAUCUACUCUUGUGAUACAGGAGAUGAGCAAAGCAAUGCCAAACUUACUGUGACAGAACUCCCUCCAUGCUUCUUAGAAGAAUUACAGAGUCUAGAAGUUGAAGAGGGAGGUUCAGCUUCUCUGUACUGUGAGCUUUCUAAACUUGGAGUGCCGAUUCAAUGGAGGAGGAACAGACUGCCAAUAACAGCUAGCAGAAAGUAUAAGAUGCAGCAGGAUGGCUGCCUCCUCCAGCUCCUCAUCAAGGAUCUCAAACUUGAGGACAGUGGCAGCUACACAUGUCAAGCAGGAAGUGCGGAGACCACUGCAACUGUUACAGUGAAAGAGCUCCCUCCAUUCUUCAAGAAGGAACUUAAAGGCGUGGAAGUCGAGGAGGGAAGGGCAGCCACCCUGUGCUGUGAGCUGUCUGGUCCUUUUGAAUCGGUGAAAUGGAAGAAGAACAGACUACCCCUGAAGGCUAGCAGGAAGUAUGAGAUGAAACAAGAUGGCUGCCUCAUACAGCUCCUCAUCAAGGAUCUCACACCUGAGGACCGUGGAAGCUACACAUGUCAAGCAGGGAGUGCAGAGACGACGGCAACCGUGUCCGUAAAAGAGCUCCCGCCAUUUUUCAAAGAAGAAUUGCUUAAUGUGAGACUUGAUGAGGGAGGUACAGCCUAUCUGAACUGUGAGCUGUCUAAACCUGGAGUUUCAGUACAAUGGAAGAAGAACAAGCUGCCACUGAGGGCAAACAGGAAGUAUGACAUGAAGCAAGAUGGCUGCCUCGUCCAGCUCCACAUCAAGGACCUCACACCUGAGGACAGUGGAAGCUACACAUGUCAAGCAGGAAGUGCAGAAACAACAGCAACUGUGACAGUAAAAGAGCUCCCACCAUAUUUUAAAGAGGAAAUGCAAAAUUUGAAGGUCGAGGAGGGAGAUACAGCCACUCUGUACUGUGAGCUGUCAAAGCCUGGAGUGUCAGUGCAAUGGAAGAAGAACAAGUUAACGCUGAGAGCAAACAGGAAGUAUGAGAUGUGGCAGGAUGGCUGCAACCUCCAACUUCACAUCAAAGAGCUUACACUUGAGGACAGUGGCAGCUACACAUGUCAAGCAGGACAGGAAGAAACAACUGCAACCGUUACAGUGAAAGAACUCCCUCCAUUUUACAAAAAAGACUUGGAAAGUGUAGAGGCUGAUGAGGGAAGCACUGCCACUCUGAACUGUGAGCUGUCUAAGCCUGGUGUAUCAGUUACCUGGAAGAAGAACAAGCUGCCACUGAGAGCCAACAGGAAGUAUGAGAUGAAGCAGGAUGGCUGCCUCCUCCAGCUGCUCAUAAAGGAUCUUAAACCCGAGGACGCUGGAAACUACACUUGUCAAGCAGGAAGUGCAGAGACCACUGCAACUGUGACAGUGAAAGAGCUAGAACUAUUCUUUAAAGAAGAAUUACAAAAUUUGGAGGUCGAGGAGGCAGGUAGUGCCUCUCUGUACUGUGCUCUGUCUAAGCCUGGGGUAACAGUAACAUGGAAGAAGAAUAAGGUGCCAUUAAGAGCUAUCAGGAAGUGUGAAAUGAAGCAGGAUGACUGCCUCCUCCAGCUGCUCAUUAAGGAUCUCAAACCUGAGGACAGUGGAGACUACACUUGUCAAGCAGGACAUGUAGAGACUUCUGCAACUUUGACAGUGAAAGAGCUUGCACCAUUCUUUAAGAAAGAAUUACAAAGUGUGGAGGUCGAGGAAGAAGGUACAGCCUCUCUGUACUGUGAGCUGUCCAAGCCCGGAGUGUCAGUACAAUGGAAGAAGAAUAAGGUGCCAUUGAGAGCUAACUGGAAGUAUGACACGAAGCAAGAUGGCUGCCUCAUACAGCUCUGCAUCAAGGAUCUCACACCUGAGGACAGUGGAAGCUACACAUGUCAAGCAGGAAGUGAAGAGACCACUGCAACUGUGAGAGUGAAAGAGCUUCCUCCAUACUUCAAGGAAGACUUGUGUAGUGUGGAGGUGGAGGAGGGAGGUACAGCCUAUCUGAACUGUGAGCUGUCUAAACCUGGAGUUUCAGUACAAUGGAAGAAGAACAAGCUGCCACUGAGGGCAAACAGGAAAUAUGAGAUGAAGCAAGAUGGCUGCCAUUUCCAGCUGCACAUCAAGGAUCUUAAAUCUGAGGACAGUGGAAACUACACUUGUCAAGCAGGAAGUGUGGAGACUUCUGCCACUUUAUCAGUCAAAGAGCUCCAACCAUUUUUCAAGGAAGACUUAUCUAGUGUGCAAGUGGAGGAGGGGGGCACUGCCUCUCUGCGCUGUGAGCUGUCUAAGCCUGGUGUUUCAGUACAAUGGAAGAAGAACAAACUUCCACUGAGAGCUAACAGGAAGUAUGAGAUGAAGCAAGAUGGCUGCCUUCUCCAGCUUCACAUCAAGGAUCUCAAACCUGAAGACAGUGGCAGCUACACUUGUCAUGCAGGAAGUGUAGAGACCACUGCCACUGUGACAGUAAAAGAGCUCCAACCAUUCUUCAAUAAAGACUUAUUUAGUGUGGAGGCUGAAGAGGGGGGCACGGCUUCACUGUACUGUGAGUUGUCUAAGCCUGGAGUUUCAGUUCAGUGGAAGAAGAACAAACUUCCACUGAGAGCUAACAGGAAGUAUGAGAUGCAGCAGGAUGGCUGCCUCCUCAAGCUUCACAUCAAGGAUCUCAAACAUGAGGACAGUGGCAGCUACACUUGUCAUGCAGGAAGUGUAGAGACCACUGCAACUGUGACAGUGAAAGAGCUCGCUCCAUUUUUCAAAGAAGAAUUACAGAGUGUGGAGGCUGAGGAGGGAACUACAGCCUCACUGUGCUGUGAGCUGUCUAAGCCUGGUGUUUCAGUACAAUGGAAGAAGAACAAACUUCCACUGAGAGCUAACAGGAAAUAUGAGAUGAAGCAAGAUGGCUGCCUUCUCCAGCUUCACAUCAAGGAUCUCAAACCUGAAGACAGUGGAAGCUACACUUGUCAUGCAGGAAGUGUAGAAACCACUGCCACUGUGACAGUGAAAGAGCUCCAACCAUUCUUCAGUAAAGACUUAUUUAGUGUGGAGGCUGAAGAGGGGGGCACGGCUUCACUGUACUGUGAGUUGUCUAAGCCUGGAGUUUCAGUUCAGUGGAAGAAGAACAAACUUCCACUGAGAGCUAACAGGAAGUAUGAGAUGCAGCAGGAUGGCUGCCUCCUCAAGCUCUACAUCAAGGAGCUCAAACCAGAGGACAGUGGCAGCUACACAUGUCAAGCAGGAAGCGCAGAAACCUCUGCAACUGUAUCAGUAAAAGCAAUACAACUGACUCCUCCAAAGACAGAGUCUCCCACAGUACAGCCUUUGGCAAAAGGCGCCGUUUCAGAGUCAACUCCAUCUCCAGAGGAUGAGAAGCCAAGCAUCCCAGAGGCUAAACCCGUUCCUCCAGAGCCAAAAAAGAGAACAAACAGGAAAGCAUCUAUUACCCCUUUAGACAAAGAUGUAAAGCCAUUGUUUGACCUAAAAGAUUCUAUACAGAGGGAGAAUAGUGAAGACCAAAAGGGCAUACAACCUGCAAAGCCUAUGGUGAAAGACGUUGAUGAUGCAUGGAAUGGAACACAACAGGAGAGCAAUAAGGAGAAAGACAGUGAGUUGAUGAAGAAAGUGGAUAAGACAAUAAGACGCCUGGAGAAAGACAAAGAUGUGGAAGAACCAGAAAGGUCUUUGGAAACAGAAACAGAAGUUAAAAUGGAAGGCAGACAACUAGAAAGGAAUGUAGAGAAUAUAGUCAAGGUUGAACAAAAUGAAAAUCAAUCAGACAGGGCUCACGGAGACACCGUGUGUGAACAAAAUAAGAAGCAGUUAAUAUGCCUGGAAAAGGAAAAGGAAGUUGACCUGAAGUCAAAGCAACCAGGACAGUCUUCAGAGAAGACAAGCAAAGUUGACUGGAAAGAGAACCUUACAGCGCCAGAACUUGGGAAGAAAAGUGAUCAAGAAAAAACGUCUUUGAAACCAAAAGAAAAGUAUAUUGAGGAGGAACACAUUAAAGAACCACAGAGGCCUAGAGCAAAGGAGGGUCAAGUGGACAAAACACAAGAGGAACCUUUAAAACCACCAGUAAGAUCUAAAGGAAAUGUGACCACGGCAAAGAAACCACUUAAAAAUGUUGCUAGGGAAACAGAGGAGAUGGAUGUCCCAUCAGUAAAGCCUCCCACAAGUGAUUCUGAAGAAGACCACAAACAAAGAAGGCAUGUGAAACAACAAGCGUCGACGGAAGGAGAGAGGGAGGGAAAGCAACUGGCUGUGAAUAAACAGUCUGUAGAUCAAGCAGAAAAGACAGAAAAGGAGGCUGACAUUUCAGCUCCAAAACCACCUGUGAGGAUAAAAAGCAAAGCAAAAGGGGGAAUGGGUAAACAGUAUUCAAGGGACACAGAGACCGAUCAAGAUGAUCAGCAGACAACAAAAGUUGUGGUUAAAACAUUGGAUGAUAAGCCUAUGAAACCUUCUGUAGAGAGUUUGAAAAGAGAAGUUGAAGAGAAGCAAAGGUUUGAGAUGUCAGUAACAUCAGACGCUGAGAUAGAUGAGGAAAUUAAGCAAACUGUGAAAGCACCAGAAAGAGAUCCAAGCAUCAAACAACCAGCUAAACCAAUGAAAAAAGAACCUGAAGAGGACCAGGAAAUAAGGCUGGGAGUCGAACCAAUGAGAAGAGCGGCCGAACAAAAAGCAGCAAAGAUGACAGAAGAAAUCCCGCUCCUGUACAUUUCUGAGGAUGAGACUUUCUCAGAGGCUCUGACUGAGUUACCAGAAGACCUCAACAAUGACAACACCUCUGGGUUUUUGGCUGACAGGUUAACACAACCGUCUUCUCUUCUUCCUGUCAAUGAACCCCAACAGGUACAACCUCAAAGCAAAGAAACACCAGAGUUUGACUUCAGCAUUGAGGAUGAACCACAACUGCAAGAUGCUGCAGUCAAAAUCCAGGCUGCCUUUAAGGGCUAUAAAACACGUAAAGACAUGCGACCUGUCUUCAAAGAGGUGUUUAAGAACCAGAGUGCAGAUCUUCAUGGUACAGUUACUCUAGUGUGUGUGGUAGAGGGAAAACCCAGCACUGUCCGCUGGCUGAAAAACAGUCAACAAAUUACCAGUGACCAUCGAUGCCGAAUUGAGUCUACAGAGAACGGCAUUUGCACUCUAGUGAUCAAAAACUUGACUGCAAAUGACAGUGGGGUCUAUACAUGUGAGGUAUUGAAUAAGUUUGGUGUGACCUCCUACAAUGGAAACAUAACAGUAGUACAGCCUCAGAAGCUUGUACACCCACCCCUCGCAGCCAUAACUCCUCUGCAACUCGCCCCACAAAUGCCUGAAGCCCAGACUAAGACUCAAACCCAUAUACCCACCUCUGUUCCUGAUGACGCAAACUAUGUAGAAAGUGUUACUGAAUCUCUGUGGGAGGCCUUCAACCUGACGGAGCAGGACGCUCAGAUGAGACUGCAAGAGAGGAGAGCAUCCUCACUCAUUGCUGCCAGCUCCAUGUCAAGUCCCUCUGAUUAUGAAACGGCUCCGGAUAUAAUGGAACCUGCUGAGACUGGUCCAGUUGUACCAAGGGAAGUGACAACAGCAGUGGAUCCCGUGCCUCCAAAAGAUGAUAACGAACAGACAAGCCCCCCACAACUUCCUAUGAAGCUAUUGAAAGUAAAAGGGGCUCAUGAAGGUAAAAUGAGGACACCGUCUCCCAAACACCACCGUGCUCACACACCCUUAACAAGUACUGUCUCUGGAUCAGAGUCAGAAGGGGAGGAGGAUAGACGAGAGACAUUUGAAAUGUAUGUAGCUCGAGCAGACUGCAGCCCUGACAGUGGAAACAAGGACAGUUUUGUGCUGAAGGGGGGCCAGUUUGUGGAGGUCCUGGACUCUGUUCAUCCUGAUAGGUGGCUGGUGAGGACUAAACCCACCAAAACUAACCCUGCUCGUCAGGGAUGGGUGUGUCCCGCCUACCUGGAGAAGAAAAGAAAGGAGGCCUUCCCUGCAUUAAGAGCACCACAACAGGAUCUGGAUGGAAUUGGGUCUACAGGAGAAGAGUACAGAAGAGCUCUGAGCCAACUGAUCCAAGGCUUCGUUGAUGGAGAAGAGGAGUUUGUGAAGGAGAUGAAGAUGUUCACCUCUCACCAGCUAAAUUAUUUGGACUCUAGCCGGAACGUCCCCAUAAACAUCUUGAACCAGAAAGAGAUCAUCUUCAGGAAUAUCAAAGACAUUGUGUUUCUGCAUGAGAAGUGUAUUCUCCCUGGUCUGAGAGCGUGUGUCACAGACGAUGAUGUGGCCAUGCAUCUGAUCAAACACACUGAGGACUUUGAGAAGUACCUACACUACAUGGUGGGACAAGCACAAGCAGAAGCCUGCAUCAAAGACAAGGCCAUCCAGCAGUUUUUUAAAGAGUUAAUAGAACCCACUAAGCCCGAGGGUCCAGUCAUGGAUGUUCUGACCUUCCUCCAGCAGCCAGUGGAGAGGAUUCAAACCUAUCAGGCUUUACUGAAGGAAUUGGUCAAGAACAAAGCCAAAAGUGGCCAGAGCUGCUGUGUUUUGGAGGAUGCUUUCUCCACUGUGUCCUGUCUACCCUGGAGGUCUGACAACCUGCACCAGGUGUCCCUCAUCGAGAACUACCCAGCUCCUCUAACCACCCUGGGCGAGCCUGUGCGACAGGGAGUCUUAACGGUGUGGGAGGAAACUCCAGAAAGCAAAACAGCCACUAGAGGGCAUCAGAGACAAGUGUUUCUCUUCAAGGAAUGCAUUGUACUGUGUAAACUGAAAGGUGACACAUAUUCUUUCAAGAACAAAAUGAAGCUGAAUGAUGUGGAAAUUAAGGAGACUGUGGGUGGAGAGGAAAAGUAUUGGGGGUUGUGGCAUGAGCACAGGGGCUCAUUGCGGAAGUACACCCUGCAGGGUCGCUCCUCCCUGAUCAAACUCUCCUGGCUCAAAGAUCUGAGGGAGUUACAACAACACUCUAGUCUGCCCACUAAUUGCCCACCUGUAUUUCAGUCUCUCUUGUCUGACUGCACGACAAAAAUAGGACAAACAAUCAAACUGACCUGUAAAGUCAAAGGAUCCCCAAAACCAGUGAUUAGCUGGCUCAAAGAUGGCCUGCCCUUAGAAGAUGACCCACGUCACAUCAUCACAGCAGACAGGUCAGGAACCUGCAGUCUCAUCCUGGAUAGCCUCACAGCAGAGGACUCUGGACAGUAUGCCUGCUAUGCUUCCAGCUCCAUGGGCAGGGCUGGUACUCUGGCUAAGGUGGUGGUGCAGGCUCCACCUAGAUUUGUGUCUAGGCUGGAGAGUGCCUGUCUGAUAGAUGGAGAAGAUAUACAGUUUGUCUGCUCCACACUUACUACUCCUUUGCCACAGAUCAGGUGGUUUAAAGAUGGCAGAGUGUUGACUGACCAGCAAAAAUACUCCAUCCACAACGAUGCUCGCAGUGGGAUCUUGUGUCUGACGGUCAUCAGUGCAUCAGUGGCAGAUAUUGGACAAUAUGAAUGCGAGCUUUUGAAUGAGUUUGGCUGCGUCAAGUGCAAGGCAGGGUUGUGCCCCGCUUAUGUACCGACGAUUGACAUCGAGAACAACCAAGCGCAGGACUUGCCCCCUAAAGAUGCCGACUCAGAGGGCUGGUCCACUGCCUUUGUUAAGAAGUGGUUACAGACUGAUUUCAGCCCAACCUCUAUUGCUAAGAUGCUCUUCCCCCCUGAACAAAGUGAACAGGCUGAAUAUAGCACAGAGGAGGCUGUUCCUACCACAACAACAAUGGAUCAGACGCAACAGCAGCAGCCAAUGUAUUACAUAGAGGAAGAAGAGGAAGAGAUCUUCAUCUCAGAGUCAAUACAGGAAAUGACAGCUCCACCCUCCAUCCAGGUAUCCUGCGAGGAUGUUUGUGUAGAGCCGGGCAAACCAGCUACGUUUACUGCCAUCAUCACAGGAAGACCUACUCCUACGAUACAGUGGUACAAGGAUGAAGAGGAGCUUGCUGCCAAUGAGAAUGUGGCGAUAGUACAGCAUGGUGCCCGCUGUUCAGUGACCAUAACGUGCCCUGAGGGUGAGGACAGUGGUAUCUACACCUGCUUUGCCUACAAUGACUCAGGCCAUGCCUCGUGUGAGGCUGAGCUGAUAGUGGAAGAAGGUCCACUGGAGCGUCAGGAGAGAGAGGUGGAGCUGGGAAAGAGAAGGAAAUUAUUCUCUGUCUAUGAUGUCCAUGAGGAAAUUGGGAGGGGAACCUUCGGCGUAAUAAAGCGUGUAGUCCACAGAAGGACAGGUGACGUGUUCGCUGCAAAGUUUCUGCCUCUGCGCAGCAGCAAUCGGACCCGGGCCUUCCAGGAGAGGGACUUGCUGUCCCGUCUGGCUCACCCCAGGGUGGCUUGCUUGCUGGAUUUCUUUUGCACCAGACGCACGCUUGUGCUCAUCACAGAAAUAUGCUGUUCCCAUGGACUUCUGGACCAUUUGUUACUGAAAGGAUCAGUCUCAGAGAAAGAGGUCCAGUCAUACAUCCAGCAAAUCCUUGAAGGAGUUGGUCACAUUCACAGCAUGAGCAUUUUGCAUCUGGAUAUUAAACCUGAUAAUAUCCUCAUGGUGUAUCCACCCAGAGAUGAAAUCAAGAUCUGUGACUUUGGCUUCUCUCAAGAAAUAGACCCAUCCAGACACCAAUACAGUGUGAUUGGUACACCAGAGUUUGUCGCCCCUGAGAUUGUUCAUCAAGAACCGGUCACUGCGGCCACUGAUAUUUGGUCUGUAGGUGUUGUAGCCUAUAUAAGUCUGGUGGGUCGAUGCCCUUUUAUGGGUGAGACUGACCGCUCUACACUGCUGAGGGUAGGCGAGGGGACCCUAAACUGGGAUGCUCCUGAUGUCACAUAUAGGAGCCCUGAGGCCCAGAACUUUCUCUACCUGCUGCUUCAGCCGGAUCCAGAGAAACGACCAUCUGCCUUUGAGUGCUUGAGCCAUGAAUGGUUCCAGGAUGAACAUGCGGGUGAAGAUACUGAUGAAAUCAACACAAAGAUUUUGAAAGUCUUCAUCUCUAAAAGGAAAUGGCAGCGCUCUUUGACUUGCAUUGGUUCAGUUCUCACACUGAGGCCCGUCCCUGAGCUGCUGGACGCUCCUCUCAGAGACACAGCCGUCACUGUGCCUCGCGAGCCUCAGGAUCACAGCAGCACCUCUAUGAGCAGUGGCUCCUCCUCAGAGUACGAUGAAGCCGACUCCUGGGACUUUUUCCAGCACUACAGCCAGACUGAGGAGGAGGAAGAAACUGAGGAGGACUAUGAUCCUUUAACAGAGAGAGCACGGAUCCCUGAGCCUUUUGCCAAACCUUACCUUGAUGCAGAGGAAGAAGAGGAAGUGACGCUGGGGGAGGAAGAGGAUGGAGAGAUGCUGGGAAGAAGGAGUGUGCUAGAGCGCAGUGUGAGCAGGCAGUCAGUUGCGUCAUCAGAUGUGUCGUGCCAACAGACACCUCAGAGGGAGCGUAGGUUUAGCAAAGACAGUAGUCCAUCUCUUUACUUAUCUGAUGGGGAUGAGGGCUCAGGGAGUGACGGAGGUCGUAUCCCUCGUGGCAGCCUAAUUCGAAGUACUUUCUACAAUACCUCUCAUCAGCUCUCACCUAUGUCUGCCAGACACAUGACGUUACGGGACAAAUUCCAGGCCAAAAAGCAGGAAAGAGGCCGUAAACCACUCCGGAGAAGCCUUUCAGGACGUCUAAAUGAGCCUCUUAUUGAAUAUGUGGAAGAUGACACAGAGACCAACCGUGGUCAGAGACGGGCUUCUAUUCAAACUACAAUGCAGAAGUCCUGUUCCUUUGACAGCGGUGUUGGCCUUGCCCACACCAAUGUACCACCUCCCAGGAGGAGCAGGUCUCUUGACGAGUCUUCUCGUCGAUCUCCUAGCUCACCCUCACGCACAAAGUCUGCUGAGGAGGAAGGCUCUCAGAGUCUGAAGGAAGAUUCAACUGAUAAUGAAGUGGCAGGGCGAAACUUGUUGGCCAUCCCGCGUCCUCACCGCCCUACAAGAAGGAGAGGAUCUGUUGCUGCAUUACAAGCUUCUGGAACUGGCAUUGUGGGUGGAACUUCGGCGCCCUCAAGCUUCGUUGCUGGAGGCAGAAGGAGUCUAAGGCUGAAUCAGGAGCAGACAGAGGGUGACACACUUGCUGGCUCCCAGGGGUCUCUUGCUGAGUCAUUAAUUUUGGAGCAUGGUGGCUCUGAGUCUUCAAGUCGAGACGGCUCCCAUGAGGAGCUGAGUCAUGGCUAUCUCAGAGGCAGAUACAGAUCAGGAGAGAGUGAUGGGUAUGAUGAUCAGGGGGAGCCUCUCAUUCCACCAUCCCCAUGCUCCUUCCGAGAAGUUAAACCCAGAAGCUCUGCACCCCAGGCACCGCCCCGAAACCGCACCCGCUCCAACCCUAACUUAUCAACAAACAGCAGAACCCAGUCGGGGACACUGCUAAUUGAAAGUCCAAGUCCAAGUCUCUCUUCCCUCCAGGCUCCAGAGAGGCCUCCCAGAGCCAAGGACAAAAAGGAAGGCUAUGGCCUCCAGAGGCAUGCAUCUCUUCCAGCACUAGAAGCCAGGCCACCUACGGGAAAGUCACCAAAGCUGGGACUGCUAAAGCUCUUCCGCAGGCAAUCCUGGACUGGCCAUUCAUACUCCCAGCUGGAUAACACAGUGUUAGGACCCACACUAGGAGAGAUCAUGAAGCCAGAUACUCCCACCAUGUCGCUAAGGAAGAAAAUGAGAGCUUCAGCCUCCAGCCUGACCAAGCUGUUUUCAAGGUCUUCUAGUAAAGAGGACGUGAGUAAAGGAGGGCCUAUAGUAAAAGGAUCAUCUCCCAUCCCACCUGAAAGGCACCGAGGCAGUUGUCUAGAGAGUCCAAAAAAGAGGUCCUCUAAACUAUUGCCUUCUUUAAAAAUACCUGCAUUCAUAAAAUCGAAAGACCUGCCAGUCCGUCCAAACAAGGCUGAAGUAUUCCAGUUAGAUGGAGGUGGAGUCCUGCUGGUUUGGAGGCCGGUCAAGUCUAAUGACCGAGUCACCUACUGUGUUCAGUACUGUACAGAUGGAGGGGAAUGGACAGUUUUGUCAGAGGAUGUUACUGACAGCUGCUAUGUGGUGAAGGACUUACCCAGAGGAGCUUCUUACGUGUUCAGAAUGGGAUGCAUCACCAAGACAGGAGCAGGACCCUUCAGUGAUGCUUCAGCACCUGUUGUCAUGGCUACACAUCCUGAAGAGACUCACAUUCCUCUGAUCCAGACUGAGUCAUUGGGGUCAAAGGCUGUUGGACCAGGUCAACAAACAACGAAGCACAAGAACUACAAUUUCCUCUCUGAGAUCAACAGAGGUCGUUUCAGCGUCAUAACCCUGUGCAGGGAUUCUGAGACCAGCCAAGUGUUUGCUGCCAAGAUCACUCCUUACCAGGCCGAGCAGAGACAGUUGGUCCUACGGGAAUACCAGCUGCUGAAGAGGCUUCAUCACCCACAUCUGGUGCAGCUGCACACAGCGUACAUCACCUCCCGAUACCUGGUGUUAGUGGAGGAGCUGUGUCCCGGCAAAGAGCUGCUCUACAGUCUGUCAGCAAGAGAUCUGUAUUCAGAGACUCAAGUCGCAGAGCUGCUGGUUCAGAUUCUGAGUGCAGUCGACUACCUUCACAGCCGUCGAGUCAUCCACCUGGACCUGAAGUCUGACAACAUGCUGGUGGAUGAUGGUAACCAUCUGAAGAUAGCUGACUUUGGCUCAGCUCAGUCCUUCACACCGGGUCAACCUCUUCAAAUCGAGCAUAUUCACGGCUUUUCGGACAACAAAGACUGCCGCAGCAAAGUUUAUAUUGUCCUUCCUAAAGCUCCGGAAAUCUUGGAAGGUCAGGGUGUCGGGCCGGAGACUGACAUCUGGGCCAUAGGAGUCCUGUCAUUCAUCAUGUUGAGCGCUGACAGCCCGUUUGAUGCAGAGCACAGCUGGGAUCAAGACAAAAACAUCAAGAAAGGGAAGAUCCAGUUUGGACGAUGUUACCCCGGUCUGUCGGAGGGAGCCUUAAACUUCAUGAAAAGCAGCCUGAAUAAUAAAUCCUGGGGGAGGCCCACUGCAGCAGAGUGUCUCCAGAACCCAUGGCUGCGUGCACAUCGUGUCCCACACAAAGCCCGACCCUCCAAAGUGUGUUUCUCCACAGACAAGCUCAAAGAUUACCUCAAGCAGAAGGAGGAGAAGCGGGACGAGGUCCACACCAAGCUCCAGGGUCCUUUCUUCCAGUAAAGACACACUGCAGAGGUUUCUUUUCAGCAGCACAUGAAUGUUUCCUGUAUUACCCGACUCUUGUUCAAAUCACUUCAGUAUCCUCUGAUUUUGAAAAGGUGAUCCGUCUUAAUGAGUUUUUGUUUAUUUAUCCAUUAGCUUGUACAUGAGAGUGUGCUGCAUCUGUUGUUCAUUGGCAUGAAUGGAAACAUCAAGGAUACGGUUUAGCCUCAGCAGUGAAUGCAUCAGAUGUAAUAUUUUGAUUUUAGUGACAUAAGAAACUGUUGCUUUCUCCGCAGUAACAGACGGGCAGAUUUAGCCUUAAAGUGAAAAUAGUAUCACUGCUAUUCUUCUUCAUAAGUGAGUGAGUGAGUGAGUGAGUAAUUUAUUAUAAAUACUCUAAUGUGCCAUGUUUUGCCCUAAAGCUCUGGGGAAUCAAUUAGAUUAAAGAUUAUUUUGGGAAAUGUGUUAUUCUUAAAAUUGGAAUGAUUUAGAAAAUAAAAAGAGACAUUAAAUGGUACCAAA
Labrus mixtus (cuckoo wrasse) is the source of this 20215-nucleotide messenger RNA. It is a transcript of the gene obscna, whose product is annotated as obscurin, cytoskeletal calmodulin and titin-interacting RhoGEF a. The record is from RefSeq and is a predicted model, not a curated record. NCBI's taxonomy places the organism in Eukaryota, Metazoa, Chordata, Actinopteri, Labriformes, Labridae. The coding region runs from base 272 to 19711 and encodes 6479 amino acids. Gene Ontology annotation, molecular function: guanyl-nucleotide exchange factor activity; protein kinase activity; protein binding. The transcript is spliced from 84 exons. Gene Ontology annotation, biological process: protein phosphorylation.